UCGGAGGUUCAUUGACGUCGAAGAAUGGCGGGAUACGGCGAGCAUCGCGAUUACGGCGGGAACUAUCGCAGUUCUGGACGAGGAGACCGAGGGAGUUACGAGCGUGAGGAAAGUGCUGGUGGUGGGAGUGAUAGGGGUUCUGCCGGUAGGCUGAGUUUCAACAUUUAUUCUAGUGGGGGUAAUAUCUGGCAGACGACCUGGAAGGCGAUCUCGAAGGCCUUCGGUAGUACAAAACUAACCCUGGGAUCUGAGACACGCACACUUAAGCAUUGCAAAGCAUGGCUCGAGGGAGGAGGGCGAUUUGCGGUGGAAUAUUUAGUCCAAUGGAAGCCACAGUGUCGUUAUCUGAAGGACACACUGACACGGCUGUUGAGGCAACCGAAUUCUUUGACUAACUUAUACAAAUGGGGCAUGCGAUCUUUGUUGCGUCUGUAUAAUGCGGCCAAGGACUUCACGCGGAAAUCCACUAGGAAAUAUCUCCGUCGUCUGAUAGCUCGUGUGUUCUUGAGGAAAUUUGACCUUAGUCUUAGUGCUGACCUACUUAUCAAGAUUAAGUUCGAUGAUAGACUGAGGUUGUGUGAGCUUCGUAAGGUGGUUAAUGAUCUGCUAAUGACGUGUGAUCUGCCUACUUGUUUUUUGGGACGUGCACGAAAGAAGGCUCGUAUUGUCUGGCAGAAGAACCAGACAGUGGGUGAGCUUUUGCACAAUCAUCGAGCGUUCGCAGCUCGACCGGUGCUGACCUGCAGUUGUGCAGGCCUACCCUAUCCCAGAGUGGAUGGGCAUGUGCAGUUCCGAUUGAAUAAGGAUAUGGUAGAUAACCCGCUGUUAGCAAACGCUAGGAAUAUCCCCAAGGUCAGUAUUACGAACCGAGUGAAGUUGUUGAGUGACGAAAUUCGUGUUGGGUUUCAAUCGUGGAGGAAUUUGCAAGGGGUAUUACCCACUGUCUCCGAGGGGAUGUUGGCUGAAUGUUUUAUGGACUGUAAGGCUCAAUCGUAUUCCGAACUUUCAGUUGACGAAGUCCACGCGGCGAAGAAGCGCUUUGAUGGCCUAGUACUUACCCCGCUGGAUCGCAAUCCUGGGGAGACUGUGGUCAUGUGCCCGAUGAUUUACUAUCAGGCAAUGAUAAGUACGUUCGUCUUGAAUCCCGGCUACACCAUCAUGCAGGUGAAUGAGGGAGUGGUCCUGAGAGAGUUACGGGAAGAUGUUAACGCCGCUGGACUUCGGAAAUUUGCGAAAUGGGAGGGAAAGGGGCGGAUCGGGUCUGCGUAUGUUAUUCCAAAACAUAAGGACUUGACUCGUUAUCGCCCGAUCUGCCCCACGUACCUGGAACCAAUGGUGCGUACGGGGAGAGUGGUAGCAAGGGGACUCAAUUUCCUGCUGGGUAGGCUCCCGCGGGGCAGUCACUUCAAUCUUCCUGCGGUAUCUCAACUGACAUCCGCGCUCGGACGUAUCAACUCAAGUAUUAAUCAGCGUCGACGGGUCCCUGAUGUGAAGGCUACGUCCUAUGAUAUUAAGGACAUGUUUAGCCGGUUACCACAUCAGGAGAUCCUGAGAUCGUUGUCGUGGUUAUUGGAUUUUCAUAAGAUGAAGGGGCGCAGCUUUGUCAGAGUGAAUACGAGAGGGAAGGGGAGUUCUUUCGGAAGAACAACGGGUGCUGAUCACUGGAGGUUACUUUUGCUUGAUGAAGUCUUCGAGUUUGUACGAAUCGAAUUGCAGCACACCUACACCUUCGCGACCAGCGUCUUGCUCAGAAAGGAUGUAGGGAUCCCCAUGGGGAAGACUACGAGUCCCCCAUUGGCUUGUACCUUAUGCGCUUUUUUCGAAUGCAUGUUUUUGCGGAGCUUGGGGAAGUACGGUAGGCAGGUUUUUGGUAUCCGCCUCGUUGAUGAUGUAAUCCUGGUCAGGUACGUAAUGUACACGAUGAUAGGACUAGUAUCUGUUGGAUGGAGUUUUUCGUCAGGUAAUGCAGAUGGUGCUAGAUCGGGUGGCAUGAUCAAACAGGGCUGCUAUCCGUUAUGAGUGUCUGUGUAGUGUUAGCAGGGAGGUUCCGCCAGAGGCCGGUACGGCCCUGGUGCCCGGUUCCUCUAAGUUUC
This is a messenger RNA of Chara braunii, 2093 nucleotides long. The record is from the annotation of a GenBank genome assembly. Lineage: Eukaryota; Viridiplantae; Streptophyta; Charophyceae; Charales; Characeae.